CAUUUAUGCAGCCAAUGAGAUGGGACCUUAUAGACCUUUGAGAGGUUAUUCCCUCUCUCUAUCUCUUUCUUAUCUGUUCUCAUACAACAAGUACACACUAUUUCCAGGUGCUGUGACUACCUGUGACUGAGAUCAUGCACACCAAGGAAAACUCAUGCUGCUGUUCCUUUGAUGACUGUAAACUGACUACAGAAUGGCUGCUGAGCAGGACGAGACACCGGCCAAAGAUAGCUAUCGUGUGUGGCUCUGGACUGGGACUUCUUGCAGACAGUGUCUCAAAUAAACAGAUCAUCCGCUAUGAGGACAUUCCCAAUUUCCCAGUGAGCACAGUUCCUGGUCAUGAAGGGUGCCUAGUAUUUGGUCAAAUCAAAGGCGAGUCUUGUGUCUUCAUGCAAGGAAGGUUCCAUCUCUACGAGGGUUACUCAUUGUGUAAGGUCACGUUCCCCGUGCGGAUUUUCAAGCUGAUGGGUGUGGAGACCAUUAUCGUAACAAACGCCUCUGGAGGUCUUUGUCAGGAUUUCAAAGUGGGAGAUAUUAUGGUUAUUAAGGACCAUAUUAACUUGCCAGGGUUUGCUGGACAGCACCCACUGUGUGGACCCAAUGAUGAACGAUUUGGGAUCCGGUUUCCUUGUAUGUCUGACGCUUACAGCAAAGACCUAAGGAAAUUAGUUUUGGACAUCACUGCUGAGCUGGGCUACUCUAAUUUUGUGCGCGAAGGGGUCUACUGUAUGGUUAGUGGACCCAACUUUGAGACCAUCGCAGAGGCACGCAUGCUGCACAUUUUGGGGAGCGACUCUGUUGGCAUGAGCACGGUUCCUGAGGUGACAGUAGCCAAGCAUUGUGGACUGCGGGUCCUGGGCCUCUCGCUCAUCACCAACAAGGUUUCUCUUGACUACAGCCGCGAGGAGAAAGUGAAUCAUGAGGAGGUGCUGCAGAUCAGCAAGAUGAGAGCUGAGAUGCUUCAGAACAUGCUCAUAACCUUCAUCGCUCGCUCUCAUCAAGUGGAGACCAUCAACAACAACGACUGCAUCUACUCAAAUACUGUCUAGGGUCAAUCAAACCAGUUGAAUCAAGGGUGCUGUGGAUGUUGUGUGAUUUUGGAAGUCAUGUGAUAUAUUCAAUAGAUCUUAAAGGCUCCAUGUUAUGUUUAGCCUUUAUUUAUCUGGUUGGUUAAAAAUUUCCAAUGUGAGACCUCACUGUGCCUUUGGAAAGGAUGUAUUUGAUCUCCAGAUUGAGAUUAUUGUGUUGUAAAUAAACCUCCCUAUAGUUGAAAUGAA
Messenger RNA from Megalobrama amblycephala (Wuchang bream), 1277 nucleotides. It is a transcript of the gene pnp4b, whose product is annotated as purine nucleoside phosphorylase 4b. The record is from RefSeq and is a predicted model, not a curated record. The transcript has 6 exons. Gene Ontology annotation, cellular component: cytoplasm. Gene Ontology annotation, molecular function: purine-nucleoside phosphorylase activity. The coding region runs from base 135 to 1049 and encodes 304 amino acids. Gene Ontology annotation, biological process: nucleoside metabolic process. Lineage: Eukaryota; Metazoa; Chordata; Actinopteri; Cypriniformes; Xenocyprididae.